This is a messenger RNA of Peronospora belbahrii, 1401 nucleotides long. Lineage: Eukaryota; Oomycota; Peronosporomycetes; Peronosporales; Peronosporaceae. The record is from the annotation of a GenBank genome assembly.
AUGGAUCGUUCCAGUCGCAAAGACCGUUCACGUGAUCCUAGCAGUGACACAAGUAGUAGUACAAGGCUACGUAGUCGCACCAUGCGCGAAACACGGAGUUCUACGGCUGAUUCCACUUCAGAUGGUGCCGAUACGGACGCGAGUUCGGCUGGUCACAAUGCAGACGCUUCUCAUCGCAGACAACAACGACGUAACAAGACAAGCAAAGCAUCAGAAGAUAUACGCAAGAUUAUGUGUGACUCAGAGGAGGGACGUGUGUUACAAUUGAGAAAUGAAGAGGAGGUGGAGGAGGAUGAAGACGAAGAAGAAGGAGAAGAGACCGUAAAGAUGGAGGAAGAUAAUGGAGGACGUACACGUUCACUGUCUACUGUGUCAAACAAUUCAUCUACUUCAGCAUCUUCCUUGGCUUCUGAUCAAUUGACUGGAGAUCAACAACGUGCACGACUUGAUCAGCAAAUGGCCGAGCUAGAGCAGAAGAAAAAAAUGGUGGAGGAUGGAACCCUUGCUGAGUUUUGUCGACGUGUGGCUGCAUUCAAAGAGGAUCGUAAGCGACUGCUGCAGACAGCAGAGCUGCACAAGAAUCUGCAGCUCAAGAACGGCCACGACCUUUACCAAUUUGAGGUACAGCGUGCUCAUCAUUUGUGGGACAACGACCGGAAAGGCCUUCAGGAAGAACUGCUGGCCAAGGUGGAUGCUUUGAUGGCCAAGCUUGAGACGGAGAUGAAGGCGCUAUCUGAUCCUGAUACCAGGGUAGUCGGUGUUUGUGCAACAUUCCCGCAUCAACAAGGUGCGCGGAUAACAUGUACUGAGAAGCCCUCCGUGUAUGUUACUGUUGUUGAGGACGACAAGGGUAAAAAUAAGCCAGUAACUAAAAGUGAGAAGGAAGAGGGGGAAGUGCCGGAGCAACUAUCAACGACAAAGGGAACUUCUAUGGUUAAACGACGCAAAAUAGACCCGCUAAUGAAUGCAGAUCCGGUCGAUAUGUCGAAGUUGCUCACAGUUGAGAUUGUGCGCUUACCGUUCGACGACGUCAGUGCCGACAUUGCAGCAAUUGUGGGUGACCGUAAAGAGACGGCGAGAUCUAUGGUUGAGCUCUUACCGAGCAAUGGCAAUUUGCCGUUUAAGCUUGAGCGACGACGGUUGUUUUGCGGUAAGUAUAUAUUCGAGGAUGGAGAUGAAGUGCAAAUUUCAAUGCCACUCGUGCAUGAAGACUACACGGGUACGGUUUCGUCAAUCACGGACGACGCAAUCUACAUCAAGCUGACAUCAGGCCAAAAGGCACGCAUCUUGCUACCGCAUAUCGAGCGUCGCCGCUGUGAGCUGAAACCAUUACUGCGUGGCACUACGUCUACGAGCAGCUUGUACAGCACGGGUUGGUCCGAGUAUGAUACGUUUUACUAA